This is a messenger RNA of Lagenorhynchus albirostris (white-beaked dolphin), 2194 nucleotides long. It is a transcript of the gene TIMD4, whose product is annotated as T cell immunoglobulin and mucin domain containing 4. Bases 28 to 1146 code for a protein of 372 amino acids. The record is from RefSeq and is a predicted model, not a curated record. The transcript is spliced from 9 exons. NCBI's taxonomy places the organism in Eukaryota, Metazoa, Chordata, Mammalia, Artiodactyla, Delphinidae.
GACUCCUGGGGCCUGCCAACAACCAAAAUGUCCAAAGGGCCUCUGAUUCUCUGGCUGGUGAUUGAGCUCCAGCGGCUGUAUCUGACUCCAGCUGUAUCAGAGAGUGUCGUGAGAGCGUUUUGGGGUCAGUCGGUGACUUUGCCCUGUACGUACUCAUCCUGGUCUCCUAAGAGCAACAGCAUGUGCUGGGGCAAAGGCCAGUGUCCCAACUCCAAAUGCAAUGAUGAGCUUCUCUACACCGAUGGGAGAAGGGUGGUCUCGAGGAAGUUGCCAAAAUACCAACUUCUGGGGAAUAUCCGGAGAGGGGAUGUCUCCUUGACCAUCUUCAACACCAACGAAGGUGACAGUGGUGUGUACUGCUGCCGCAUAGAGGUGCCUGGCUGGUUCAACGAUGUGAAGAGGAACAUCCGCCUGGAGCUGAGAGGUCCCACGACCAUGCGCUCAACAACCACCCAUCGCUCAACAACCACCCAUCGCUCAACAACCACCCAUCGCCCAACCACCGCCGCCACCACCGCCGUGAUGACAACCACAGCUGUGCUUCCAACAACCACAGUCGUGCCUACACCUGACCUGCCAGCCACACCACAGCUUCAGAUGAGAACUGCUGCUGCACUCACCACCACGGCAGCCACAUGCCCUCUGACAACACAGGAGUCCCUUCGUGAGGAAGACACGAUACUUCUGACCCUUGAGCCUUCCACAGAAGGGCCCAUCCUCACUGCAGACUCAGAAACUGUCCUUCUCCCUAGGACCUCUCAGAGAAGCACUGAGGCGACUUCUGCAGACACUGCCUUACUCACAUCCAAAGGGUCUAAAAGUUGGGUUCUCCAGUCAACACGCCAGGCAUUGAUGCGGGAAGCGAGUGACUCGGUGGUUUCUCAGCCAAGAGCAUCUGAGACACCAUUUCUUGUGCAAAAUGGAUUUGAAUCAGAACAGAUAAAAAUGACCAACAACUACAACCUGCUCAUGAUCAUUGCUCCCUCCCUGGGAUUUGUGCUGUUGGCAUUGCUUCUGGCAUAUUUCCUUCGAGGGAAAGUCAUGAAAACCAAUUGUGUCCAGAAACACACCAGGCUAGACAGUGCUGGAGAAGGUAAAAAUGUACUCGACGAAAGAGAAAAUGAAGAUGGUCUUUUCACACUCUAAAGUGCCCCUUUCUCUUAGGAUUGAGGAUGAGGAUACGAUGUGUGAAUUAUCAAAAUAAGUCUUAGAAUUUUUUUUUUUAAAAACCAUCUGUUGCCUUGGUGUCACUGAUCCAGUCUUGCCUUAGUUUCACAAGUGAAAGUUACCUUAGAGACCACACCUUCUCAUGGUUUAAUCUCUGUAGCAUCACUGCUAAGUGAUCUUCCACAGUAUAAUUGAACACCUUCAGUGAUGGUGAACUCACUGUCACACCCAAGGAAGUCCAUUCAAUCUCAGGGCACUUCUGAGACUUAGAAAUAUUUAGAACAAAGUCUGUGUCCAGAUAGCAUCUGCCUGCUGGUCCUAGUUGAACUCGUGCUUACACAGAACAGGUCUAAACUCUCUUCUACCUGGUAGCAGUGCUCCAGAUACUGAAAGGAGAACCUCAUGUUUCUCUAAAUUGCCUUGUUUCUGGAACAUGAUCUCUGGUCCCUUCCCUACCCUAGUUGCCUUUGCCUUGCAUGCAUUUGUAUCUCUCCUUUUAUGCCCAGCUUGAAGAAUUCAGUGCCCCACUCUGGGUAUGGUAUGAGCAUCCCUGUGUUAUUGAAUGUCGUCAAUAACAUAUUGAUGAUAUAUUAUGUAUUGACUGUCAUCAAUAAUGCAGGAAACGACAUGGAAUCACACCAUCAUUUUGACUCCCCUCUAAAAUGUCUAGGUUUUCUAUUAUUUUCUGUUCACACCUGAGUAUCUUUAGAGGUGACCAUAGUGUCACAUCUUAAUUCUUGCUUGGGGAAUUCAAUGUUGGAAACAGCCAAGAGUUCAUCAGAGUAAAUUGUGGCGAAUGACAUGGAUGUUCAAACAGGGCCGGCACAUGGAUGUGACAGUGAGUCGGUCCGGAUCAGUUUCUCUAAAUAAAGUUCAUGGGAAUUGACUCCUCAAUAAGAAUAGGUUUAUUUAAACCUUCUUUGAGAGCUAGUAGCAUGAGGAACCAUGGGAGAGAAGUUAAAACAAGCAGUUGAUGACUGAAUGGAAAGAAUGUGCACCUGAGUGAGAGGCCUCUGGUUGGGCAGAA